This is a messenger RNA of Nicrophorus vespilloides, 2068 nucleotides long. It is a transcript of the gene bbc, whose product is annotated as choline/ethanolaminephosphotransferase 1. The transcript has 9 exons. NCBI's taxonomy places the organism in Eukaryota, Metazoa, Arthropoda, Insecta, Coleoptera, Silphidae. The record is from RefSeq and is a predicted model, not a curated record. Gene Ontology annotation, biological process: phosphatidylethanolamine biosynthetic process. Gene Ontology annotation, molecular function: ethanolaminephosphotransferase activity; diacylglycerol cholinephosphotransferase activity. Gene Ontology annotation, cellular component: Golgi apparatus; endoplasmic reticulum membrane. Bases 306 to 1784 code for a protein of 492 amino acids.
AUUUAGGUUGUUGGAAGCAGUUGGAAGUAGUGUGUGAUCAACGCGUUCAGCGGAAGUGGACCAAAGCAGACCGAAGUAGAUUGCGGAUUGCGUUCAAGUGCGACUCCAGGCGAUAUGACGAUUGAGAAAAGUCGUAUGGUACCAAUUAUUGCUAAUAUUUUAUAAAUAAUUUCGGUUGUUCAUUUUUUUCACAUGUUUUUCGAUAAAUGUAACUAAAAUAGUUUUAUUUUUGUCACUGUUAAAGCUAGUGUUGAGUUUAUAAGAAAUAAAAACAUUUUGUUGGUUAAGUUUUUAUUGCGUGCACGAUGAAAUUCUAUAAGGAACGACUUUUAAGCGAUGUACAGUUGAAACGGUUAGGUGAACAUAAGUAUUCCUGUACUAGCAACAGCAUAUGUGAUACAUUACUGCAACCUUGGUGGAAUUGGCUAGUAUCAAAAGUACCCAUUUGGCUAGCACCAAAUUUAAUUACAUUAAUUGGACUAUUUGUUAAUAUUUCAACAACUCUUAUACUUGUAUGGUAUUCACCAGAUGCAAAGAGUGAAGCUCCACGAUGGACAUUUGCAUUGUGUGGAUUUGGACUGUUUGUUUACCAGAGUUUAGAUGCAAUUGAUGGAAAGCAGGCCAGGAGAACAGGUAGUGCAAAUCCACUGGGAGAGCUCUUCGAUCAUGGUUGUGAUUCAGUUUCAACAAUAUUUGUUGCCUUAUCUGCUUGCAUUGCUGUUCAAUUGGGCAACUAUCCUGAGUGGAUGUUCUUUCAAUGCUUUUGUGCUAUGACAUUAUUUUACUGUGCACAUUGGCAGACUUAUGUCUCUGGAACAUUAAGAUUUGGAAAGGUUGAUGUAACAGAAGCCCAAUAUACCAUUAUUGGACUCCAUACUGUUUCAGCACUGUUUGGAUCAAAUAUUUGGAAGACUAUGUUGUUUAACAGCCCUUUAGAGCUAUGGUGUGGAAUUCCAAUAUUCACAACUAUUUGUGGCUUAUGGUCACUUGUAAAUAUGUUGAAAGUGAUUUUCACUGGAGGAGUUGGCAAAAAUGGCUCAACCGUUGCAGUAAGUUGUGAAUGGUUAAUGAGUAUGUUAAUAUGCAUCGUAUUUUACAUUGGAUAUGCUCAUCUUUGUAUCCAGUGUGUACAAAGAAUAUUUAAAGGCGGCUGUGGUAAAAACGGCUCAUCAGUGGCAAUUCCCGGCUUGGAGGUGGAGCUGCAACUGUUGCCAGUAUACUUUGCUUGUCUAGUAGCUGUAAAACUAGCGUACGCCAAUUUAGUGAUCGUUUUCUCCGGCGGAGCAGGGAAGAAUGGAUCUACGGUCGCCGGCACAAGUGUAUUGUCUCCAAUUAUUCCGUUUUCAACAGUUUUAUUGCCAGCGUUCAUAAUAUACAAAAAGUCGACAGAAGCUGUGUACGAAAAUAAUCCUGCAUUAUAUACGAUGGCCUUUGGUUUCGUCGCUGCCAAAAUAACAAAUAGAUUAGUGGUAGCUCACAUGACAAAAAGUGAAAUGGAAUAUAUGGAUUGGUCCCUUCUGGGGCCAGCAAUGUUAUUUUUAAAUCAAUAUUUCAGCACGUUUAUUCCUGAAUAUUUUGUGCUAUGGUUAUGCAUGGUAUAUGUGACAUUGGAUCUAUUGAGAUAUUGUUAUCAAAUAUGCAAUGAGAUUUGCCUAUUUUUAAAUAUUGAAUUAUUCAGGAUAUCUUAUCCAGGUGGGCAACAACGUGUAACUUCAAAUUUAGAGAAGAACGGUACGAAUAUUUCGAAAACACUGAAAGUACGUCGAAGUAAUAAGAAUCACUAAAAUCGUCGAGUAAAAAUUUUUUACGUGGAAGCUCGUUAUAUAUUUUAUUGUAAUUAUAUAUUUUAAAGACGGACAAUUACUUAAACAAUACAAUUGCCGUGCUCAAAGUUGUUUUCUGUGAAGAAUCUUUACUUAAAUUCGUGGAUAAUUUACGGUUUGGUUAAAUUAACAAAAAAAAAUAGGUGUUUGAUUUUUAAUGUUUGCAAAUAUUGCCAUGUCUAUAGUUACAUAAAAAAUGCACUUUUCUUGUAUAUGAAAUAAAUUUUUACAUUUCCUAAAAAUAA